UAAUAGUUUGUUGCUUGUUGAAUCAUUAAGCUCUUUUUUGUUUCUACUUGUUUACUUCAUUUUAAAGUUAUGACAUAGAAUCUUUUGCUGUCGCUCACUUUGUACCUAUAUGUAUAUAUAGAAGAGCGAUUUUAAGCAUCCCUUUCCAUUUUAAAGAAUUCAAAUGAAAAUAGACAGAAAUGUUAGAAUUCGGCCACCUUUUGUUUUCUUCAGGAGAAGGAAAUUAAGGGUUUUUUGUUUCUACUUGUUUACGUAAUUUAAAGGAUUGAUGUAGAAUCUUUUGCCGUCAAAUCACUUUUUAUUCACUUGUUCACAUUCUACCUUUAUGUUUAUAUAGAAGAGUGUUGAUAAGAAUCUGUUUCCAUUUUAAAGAACUCUACUUAAAAUUUGGCCAUCUUUUCUUAUCCCUUUUUUUUUUUCUUUUUUGUUUCCUUUUUUUUCCCCUUCAGGAAAAAUAAGUUUUUAAGUCGUGGGUUGAGAUAGUAUUUGACUAUGGCAAAGAAGAUAAUGACUAAAAAUCCACAUAUUCUCCAUGGAAAUAAUAAAGUUUAUGAUGAUCGGUGCUGAUGUUGAAGAGGCCAGCAUCUUUGAUGUGUUUCUAAGCAAAUUGUUUGUAAAACCCUCAAAAGUGGCUUGAGAUGCCACCGUUUUAUGUGUUUGGUUUUUUCUUAGAUGGAUCUUUUUGCUAUAAAGAUAAAGAAACAGUGACUUGACUUUAAACUGGACGACUUUGUUCUAUCCAAAUAACGUGCUAUCUUUUUUAUUUAAGUAUUGAAUUAUUCUGUACAAGAAAAUAAACAAUAUAGAUACAUAAAACAUUAGGAAGUAAUUAAAAUAGAUGCAUUAGGAAAUAAACAAAUUUGGAAAAUUUGAUUGGUUGUUUCUAUUGUUUACUUUUCUUUUUUAGUUUUAAAUUAAAAUAAAACUAAUUGACAAUUUUUACAUCAGCAAUGCAGAUGAUGAUCAUAUCUAAAAUAUUCACAUCUCUAAUUCUAUAUACCAAAAAGAAGAACUAGUUUCUAUGGAUCUCCCACUCUUCUAAGUUAUGUGAAUGUGCUUCACUAUUUAUUAUGCUCGUUAUCUAAUAAUUUCUAAAUCAUAAAAUGUUAUUUAUGAUUGUUGAGGAUAGGAAUACCAAUAAUAUGGUUGCUAAAAUGAGGUGGAUCUAUCGUCCACCAUUAUUGAUAAUAAUCAGCAAAAAAGCUAAUAACGAAAGGUCUUGAUUUUUUUUUUUUCGGUAAAAGAAAUAAUAUUAUAAUUUUAUGAUUAUAUGUUAUCUGUUACUUAUUUUUAUUUUUAAUUUGUGGCUAACGCGGGCAUCUAAUAAUCCCUCUAUCCUACCCUGGUUGACAAGGAAAGGGAGUACCUCACUUCCCUUUACCAAUUAGACUAACCAUUAUGGAGUUUUAAUCAUUUUAUAAUAUCUGCUCGAUCAAAUUCCAAAUCAACUAAAUUUAAUUUACUGCCAAUCGACUUCACCAUUCAAUAACAACAUUUUAACAACCAAAAAAAAAAAAAUAUAUAUAUAUAUAUAUAUAAUAAUAAAAUUAAAAAAAAAAAACAUUUUUUGUGCUACUCUGAAAUCCAUAAAAUAUAUGACAGAAAAAGAAGGAAAGAAAAAAUUUUUGUGCUACACUUUGAAAAUCAUUUUCAAUAUAAAAGAGGAAGAAACAAAGGAGAAACACUUUGCGGUUGUUGGAUCAUGCUUAAAACGAGCGAAAGAGAGAUGGGCUAGCCUUUAAAUUCGUUGGCUCACACUCCAUUGAUGAUCUCAUGGCCUAUUAUAGGGAAAAUCCCACCUGGCACCUGGGCUUGAGCCGAUUAGGAUCAUCAUCAUAAAUACCAAAAUUGAAGGGAAAGAGAUGUGGAUUUACACGUUCUAAAAAUUUGCACUUGGACUAUGACUACUUUGCAUCAUGAAAUAAGUCCUCCAUUCUCAUAAUGCUAACAUUUUAGCCUCCUUUCCCUUCAUCAGCUGUCUCUGAUUCUCAGUUUGUUGAAUCAAAUUCCCAUAAUUUUCUCUCUCUCUGAAAAUCUACCGCUACAAUGGAGGAUGAAGCGGUAAAGGUGGUGAAGAAGAUGGCUAAUCGUGAUGCUACCUUGCAUGCAACGGGUUUGCGAAUAUUUACUCCUGUCAUUGCCAUGGUUAUACUCUUAUGGAUCAUAUAUUCUGGUUUUGAAGUUGCAACUGAAACUCAGAUUGACAGUAAUGCUAACAGUAGUACCUGGGGUUUUCAUGUUGGGGUCAUAACUCUACUCUUCGGAUGCUUGUUCCUGGCACUUGGUAUUCCUAUACUCAUUAACUUGUUUAUCAAAUUAUCAGAACAGUUGCAGAAGCAGGAGGAAACUGGCAUCUACCAAGGAGCUGAUGAGAAGAAAUCAAGAUCAACGGUCAUCAUUCGCAUCUUUGUAAUUCUGAUCACAAUGUGUGUGUUAGCAUGGGCUACUUACACUGGAUUUAGGCUUGCAACUGAACCACAGAGAGAUGGUAAAUAUUAUCCCCUUGCAUUUCCAAUCGGGGUGGUCACUAUCUUGUUUGGUCUGGUCUAUGGUAUCAUUGGGCUGGGGAUAGUUGGAGAUCUAGCAAUAUGUCUGAUAGCACAGUUGAUGCCCAAAGAGAGAAAGGGAAUCAUUAUUCAUCAAGAUCGCAGCAACACAGAUGAUAAAAGUGUCGUUUGAAACUGCUACAAAUUAAAUUACAUCUUGUAUCUAAUUGUUCUGCCAUACCUGAUUCAGUAGGAUAUUCAGAUCCUUUCAGUUUCAGACUAUUCGUACUUUCUUAAUAAAGCAGCAAAGCAUAUCUACAUGGAAUUCAAAUGCAAUAAGUUUUGGUUUUGCACACCAUCUCUCCAUAAUGGAUGUAAAUGAAUGACUGUUAAAGAAAAUAUACUUGUUCCCUCCUCAUUGCCCACAAUCACAAGAAAAUGGGAAGUCCAAGGUUGGUGCUAAAAAAUUUCCAUCUUUGCUUUCAAAAAUCAAAUGUACUAUUUGCUAUUUAUUCUCAUCAAAAGAAUAACUAUCAGUAGCUAGAGCAUAUAAUAUGAAACCAUUUACCGUAAUCUAAACAAAAUCACGAGCUUUCAGCAAAUCAAAGUUACACCCAACUAAUUCAGCAAAUUUUUUUCCUGCCUAAUUGACAAGACAUCUAGAGCUAUAAUCAAGCUGAGUACGCCACCAUAACAAUGAAAAAAUGCUAAUAAUUCCGAGCAGUAAAGUCUUAUUAUUAUCCAUGCGAAUCGUCAUCAGCUUACACAGUUUGUGAUGAAUAGCAAAACUUCAUAACAAUAUAUGCUCUGAUUCAUAAUAAUGUUUGGCAUUCUAGAAACGUAGCAGCUACUGAAACUGCAGAAGCAUGAUUACGCCUAAACCAGUACAGAAAGCUCAUUCAGGUAGACAUUUAGCACUUUUUAUCAGCUAAACCAUCCAAUUAACUCUACCCUUUAUGACCCUUCCAUCCAAACUUGAAUUCCUCAUUACCGAAAAACUUCCUCACAGCUUCAAUUAUUCGAACCAAUUACCCGGAACAACAAUCAUUUUCAACUGUGUAGUCUUAAGGCGUGGUGGAGCAGAGAAAAACUCCAACAUUGAGUUAUUAUCAUUUCAAAAAUGGCAACCAACAAAAAUGAUUACUUUUUCUAUUCUGCCUACAUUUUUGCAUUCAACCAUCAAACGCAUACCCAAAUUUUUUUUUUAAUUAAAAAAAAAAAGGCAGAGACUUUAUAAAUAAAAUUCCCAUGUAAAUUUUAAACUGAAAGUAUACAAAUUAUGCCCAUUAAACCCCUAAACCGCUGCUCCACGAAAAAUCAAAAAGAAAGAUUACAUAAAGGAGAGCUAAAAAGCUCAUAGGGGUUUUGGAUGAAGAAGAGGAACAAAAAAAAAAAAAAAAAAAAGAAGAAGACAAA
Molecule: messenger RNA, 3902 nt
Organism: Ziziphus jujuba (common jujube)
Lineage: Eukaryota; Viridiplantae; Streptophyta; Magnoliopsida; Rosales; Rhamnaceae
Product: NADH dehydrogenase [ubiquinone] 1 beta subcomplex subunit 9
Exons: 4
Coding region: 2047-2679 (210 amino acids)
Biological process (GO): mitochondrial electron transport, NADH to ubiquinone
Source: RefSeq, a predicted model, not a curated record